Messenger RNA from Drosophila biarmipes, 1528 nucleotides. It is a transcript of the gene Tango2, whose product is annotated as transport and Golgi organization protein 2. Gene Ontology annotation, biological process: Golgi organization; protein secretion. The transcript has 4 exons. NCBI's taxonomy places the organism in Eukaryota, Metazoa, Arthropoda, Insecta, Diptera, Drosophilidae. Bases 391 to 1395 code for a protein of 334 amino acids. The record is from RefSeq and is a predicted model, not a curated record. Gene Ontology annotation, cellular component: Golgi apparatus.
ACGCCAGAAAAGUAAAACAAAAAGUGAAACCAAAACAAGCCUUCGAAAUUAAUGAAAAUACUGCUUUGUUCGCGAUUAAAGGCUGUUUUUGGCACGUAAAUAGACGAGCAACAGAGGCCCGAUCCGCACAAAACACCCGACGAGCCCAGCCCAAGCCAUCUGCCAACCGAUCUAGAUUAGCCCGCCCGCAAACAACGGAUAAGACUGUGUAUCAUAUCAGCUGUGGGUUAGCUUGGUGAUAAAGCCCGCGCGGAGCCACUGCCACAAAGCAACAAAGGGGACUUGGAUGCCAGCACCUCGACGAGAUUGAAGUCGAGUCCGUGGAUCCCCAGUUGGCCGCCGACUUCCGAGCACCUCGCAUCGUCUUCAGCCCGACAUACAGUGUUCGGGAUGUGCGUGAUUUUCUUCUGCGCGGACUCGAAUCCGCAGGCGGGUGGCUACAAGCUAAUCCUGGCCAGCAAUCGGGACGAGUUCUUCGCCCGGGCCACGCAGACGGCGGCCAAGUGGGCGAAUGCCGAGCAUGUCUACGGGGGAAUCGACCUGGAGCCGGGACGCGAGGGCGGCACCUGGCUGGCCAUCGGCCACUCCGCGGGCUUCUUCAAGGUGGGCGCCCUGCUCAACCUGACCGGCGAGCCCAAGCCCCGCGAUGCAGUCGCGCACAAGAACAUUUUGCAACCGCAUAAUCACAACAGCAACAGCGCCGGCACUAACCCUUGCCCCAAGCCCACCACCUCCAACAACAACAGUCAUCCGAACCCGCAUCUGAAUCCGAGUAAGGGGCAGUCGAAUAACGAACCUUUCUUACUAGGGCGCGGCAUGAUCGUGGCGGACUUCGUCGCCCGGGCGGACGAGGAGCACAGCAUCCGGAACUACAACCGCUCACUGCUCAAGGACUGCACCAAGUACAGUGCCUUUAACUUCGUUUCCAUCGAGAUUGGAUCUCCAUCCCUGCCCGCCCGCGUGGAGCUGCUGAGCAACGUGCCGCCCACGCUGGAGGAGUUCCGGAACGGCGAGUGCUACGGCUUCGGCAACAGCCUGCCCCACACGCCCUUCGAGAAGGUGCGCCACGGCCAGCAGGAGUUCGAGGCGAUAGUGAGGGAGCACGGCGGCUCCAGUGUGCAGACCCUGUCCGCCCGCCUGAUGCAGCUGCUCCGGAACAAGCACAAGUUCUGGCCGGACGCCGAGCUGAAGAGGCGGGCGCCCAACUGGGGCGAGGGACUGAGUGCCCUGAAUGUCCACAUCGCAGACCACGCCUAUGGCAGCCGGACGCACACCGUCAUCCUGGUGGACAGCCACGACAAGAUGCACUUCAUUGAGGAGACCAUGGCCGGCGUGGAUCCCCAGGGCGAGUGGAGCAGGACGCACAUCGAAAAGGACUUUCAACAGAGCAUUUGACCACGGAGAGCGGGGUCGAUCUGAGACUAACUCGCUUUAAGGCUCAUAUAUCAGGAUCUUUUUUGUUCCACUAAUAUGUAUUUUGACUCUGGCAUUUACGAUAAUAAAUAGUCAUAGAUAUUUUACUACAGUA